AUGCAAGAAACAAAGUUUCCAUGCUGCAUCAUGGCCAUUAUUUCCAUAAUUAUUAUGCUCCAAACGCUUUCUGUUGGACUUUGGAUCUACACGCCAAUUUUCGAGAACAGUUCUAAGGGUUGGAAAAGAUUUUACAUCGAUAUUCUUACAGUCUUUGUUCUUACAGAUCCAUUUGAUGUUAAAACACCCAAAUUGGCCGUUACUUAUUCAACUUUUUGCAUCGCAAUUAUUACAAUUCUUCUCACUUUGUAUUUAAUAUGGUACGAAAGAAAAUAUUACCAGAUUCCAAAAGUAUACUUAUAUGUAGCACUAGCACUAAUUGACAUAGUUGACACUUUUCUGAUUAUACCGGCAGUAAAUAUUGUAAAUCAUGGCAUAAUUUCAUUAAAAUACGGAUUUAAUAUAGCUUUUGUACAAGAAAUCGUCGUCGGAUCCAUUAAUUUCAUAUUUUUCCUUUCAACAUUUUUAAUUUCUACGAACCUUAAAUCGAGAUCAGUUGUCAUUACGAACCUUUUAUUCCCAUUAUUUGAUGACUUUUCAAUUACUCUCUGGAUAGCUUCAACUUCAAUAUUUUCAUUAUUUUCUGCCAUUUUUAACUAUUACGAAGCUUGGGUUUUUGUUAUUGGCGACAUUUUUCAUUUAUUGAUGACUUUGUACAUUUGUUACAAACUUCAUUACAUUCCAUAUUAUGAAGUAUGGCGAAAUACACUUAAUAUGGCUUUCUGCAUCACAAGUAUUGCAUUGGAUAUCAACUAUUUAGUUCUUUAUUCUUUUAAUCUAACGUAUAAUUAUACGGUUUUAGUUAUGAUUUUCUCUUUUGUUUUAGGUUAUUUAUUUUCUGAUUUCUAUUUCAAACUGAUGAUAAAAGAAAUCACAGAAGAUUUGACUUAUGAUCCUGAUAUUGUUGAUGUGAAAAAGUACUUAGAAUCAAUAGGAGUUGGAAAAAGUCCUUCAAUAGCAAUGAUGUAUAUAAGUGUUGGUUUGACACAGAUUUGUGAUUACUUCAUUGAUGGUUCUUUGACAGAAUACAUCUUAAGCAAAGAUGAUUUAUCAGAUGCAACAUCAAUUAUUUUACAAAUAUUGACAUUCUUUCCUUUCGAAUCAGAAAAAAUGAAAAGAGCUUUCAAAAUUGUUGACAACAGAAGAAAACAGAAAAUUUCUGACAAAUUCCUUUUAUAUCAGGCAUAUAGAAUAAGGCUACGAAGAUUAGUUUCCGAUACAAGAGACACAAAGUUCAUUUAUGAUAAGUUAGCUCAAAAAACAAAAGAAUGCAAAAAUGUUUUAAAUUUGUUUUGGGACAAACAAUGCCAUAAUGAUGCAUAUUUGUUUUCUGUUGGAAAAAUGAUAGAAAAUCUUGAUUUAUUGUUUAGAACUGCUAUAAGUGAUAUACCAAACAAUGUCAAUAUAAUGAAUUUAUAUGUUGACUUUUUAAUUGAAUGUAAAUGCGAUUUUGAUGAAGCAAUUUCAAUGCAAAUAAAAGCAGAUCAGAUUUAUUGCGGAAAGAAUUUCAAUGUUGACUUAAGUUUUCACUCAUUUGUCAAUAGAUUUCCAAGAUUUAUCAAAGAUCAUUAUUUAGAUUUGAAAGGAAACAAAAUACUUAGAUGUGACAGAGAUGAAAAAAUUCUAACAAAAGAUUCAACUCCAUCAUCAAGUUCUUCCGAUAUUGAUACAGAAAAAAGUAAUGCAUAUGCGAAUAAAUUAAUAAGAGAUGCAAAUCUUCGAAUGGCACUUCAUGGUGCUGUUUCAAACUCGAAGCCAAAAGAAAUUAAUUACACCAAGAUUUUGACAACUGUUUUGUUGAUUAUUAAUAUUUUUGAUUUCAUUUUCCUUUUUGAAUUCAUCAGAAUGAAACUUGAAUGGAGAAAAAUGAGCUAUGAAAAUGUUGGAAACCUUGCUUAUUCAACGUUCUAUCAUAUCUACUCAAAUAUUUAUAUAAUGUGCAAGUUUGCAAGUGAUAAUUUUAGAUAUGACACAACACAGAAAAGUAUUGGAAACUUUACAUUUGAUAAUUUAUUGACAGAAACAUUAAUAAAAAGAGAUGCAUCUGUUCCAGAAAAAGCAUAUAUUGCAGCAAAUAACAGUAAAUACUAUUUGAAACAAUUGUUGGAUAACAUUGCAAAAUUAGCAGAAGGUGGAAAUCCUUUUGCAAUAUCGCAAACAUUAAUCGCUCAUAUCGAAGAUUACGUUGUUUGUAAGGAUGGAAUACCUAUUGGAAAAAUCCCUGUGUCAUUGAAAGACCAAUUAACUGCAUCUAAUUAUAUGGUAGCUGAUAUUGCAGGAUCAAUGCAACAAGGAAAUGUUUUUCCAAAUAUCUUUCAAGAUAAUGAUUUUUGUCAGAAAAUGUCUAAUGAUAAUGAAACAAUCAGAGCAACUUAUAACUCUUUGGAUCAAUUAUUCGAUUUCUUUUCUAGAAAGUCUAAGAGGAAUUCAUUUUAUUUUCUGUUAAUGACAGUUAUUAUUCCAUCAAUUGUUUUUGUUUUAACUAUUUUGUUCUAUACUUUGGCUAUUCUUACUUAUCAUAGAGGAAAGAAUAACAUAAUCAAAAGCAUGACAUCUAUUUCAUCUCUUGAUAAAGAUGAAGCAAAGCAGCCUUUGUCAUUAAAAAUAGAAGAUUCUUCUGUUCAAGCUUCAAGUAAUGUAAUGAAUAAGAAAGAUAUUGUUAUUUAUUUGCCAAUUUUUGUUUAUUCGAUGUUGAUCAUUGUUAUUUUAGUUUUCCUUUCUAUUGGAAUUAGCGCAAUAGGAUUAGAUAAUAAGUUAUCAACAAUAUUAAAUUGGUAUUACUUUUCUUGCUCAAGAAUCGUUAUCUCUUGUCAAUUAGGAAGUAGUGCAAUACAAAUGAUAUUGUUGAAUGGUUCUUUACCGCAAAGUAUUAUUUCAUUUAAUAAUUUAACCAAAAUUGCCACGAAAAAUCUUGAAAAGAUGAAUCAAGAAAAUCAUUAUGUUUUAUAUGGUGAUGGAAAAUCAUCAGGAAGCUUAGGUUUUGAUGAUCUUCUAGAUCAAUACCAAUUAUCAAGUCAAUGUUCAAUUGAUGGAGAUCCUCAAUCUCUUCAUGAUAUGUAUGCUUGUUCAAGUGUUGUUCAGCAAAUGAUUGUAUUAAGAGAUAUUGCUUCAAGUGUUAUCAAAGAUCCUCUUUCUUUUGGAGGAAAUCUCGACAGCGAAGUUGCUUCAAAUUUGGUUCAUAUAUUAAGAUAUCAUUUAUAUCCGAAUGUAAUAAAAGUUACACAUAGAAUUGGCGAAGUUAUGGAAGAAACAUUUGAAAAAACAAUGAGAAUUUUAGGUAUUCUUGAUAUACUUGGAUUAUUAUGCUCUGUUAUUUGUUUUAUUUUGCCAUUCUUUUUAACAAAAGUUAUUAUGAUUAAUUAUCAUACAAUGCUUGUUCUUUUACAACAUAUUUCGCCAAAGGUAAUAACAGAAUCAUCUGACAUCUUAGAAUUCUUUUCAUAUUCAUUGAAAUCAACAAAAGGAAAAAUGGGAAGAUUCAAAACAAUUAUUUAUAAUACAAAUGAAUGCAUCAUUGUUUUGAAUCCGAAUUUAUGUAUAGAGAUUGUUAAUGAUAGCAUUGCCAGCAACCUUGAUUAUUCUUCAGAUCAAAUGCUUGGACAAACAAUAAUUAAUUUUGUUGUUGAAGAUGAAAAACAAAGAUUAUUAGAUCAAUUGGAUUUGAUCAUAAGAUCAAAUGAAAAGGAAUAUAUUGAAGAUCAUUUUGAUUUGAUUAAUGAGAACAAUGAGUUGAUUCCUUUCAAAGUGAAGAUGAUGGGAAUUUAUAAUGAGAACAAUCAGAUUUCAUCAAUUGUUUUAAGUUUGAACAACGAAAGAAAUGAUUUAGAAAAACAAAAUGCAGCGAACAUCGCAAAAACAAGAUCAGAGAAACUCUUAAAUCAGAUAAUUCCAAAGGAAAUUUUACCAAAUCUAAGUGUAAACAACAGAGAAAAUACAUUAGUUUUUCAAGAUGCAACAAUUAUUUAUAUUAAAGUUGCUGCUUUCAAUGAAUAUUCAGAGAAUUUGUCCCCAUCUGAAACAAUGAAAAACUUGUCAAAAAUAUUUGAAGAUUUUGAUAAACUCCUUGUGAAGUAUCCAAAUAUUAGAAGAAUUAAGACUUGUGGAUAA
This is a messenger RNA of Trichomonas vaginalis G3, 4107 nucleotides long. RefSeq names its product adenylate cyclase type 1 family. The record is from RefSeq and is a predicted model, not a curated record. Lineage: Eukaryota; Parabasalia; Trichomonadida; Trichomonadidae. The transcript has a single exon. Gene Ontology annotation, biological process: cyclic nucleotide biosynthetic process; intracellular signal transduction. Bases 1 to 4107 code for a protein of 1368 amino acids.